Aspergillus homomorphus CBS 101889 is the source of this 1329-nucleotide messenger RNA. RefSeq names its product DUF890 domain protein. The transcript has 10 exons. Bases 1 to 1329 code for a protein of 442 amino acids. Gene Ontology annotation, biological process: rRNA base methylation. Gene Ontology annotation, molecular function: 23S rRNA (adenine(1618)-N(6))-methyltransferase activity. Lineage: Eukaryota; Fungi; Ascomycota; Eurotiomycetes; Eurotiales; Aspergillaceae. Gene Ontology annotation, cellular component: nucleus. The record is from RefSeq and is a predicted model, not a curated record.
AUGAGCGCAUCACGCAAUCCCUACAAGGAUGACAUUGACUUUACCACCCUUGCGCUCCAAUCCCCGGAUUUUGCUAAGUAUCUAAAAUCCAACGGGCAAUUGGACUUUACCGACCCCGGUGCUGUCAGACAAUUGACCACGAGUCUCUUGCAGCGAGAUUUCGACCUGAAAGUCGACAUUCCUGACAACAGACUUUGUCCGCCGGUCCCGAACAGGUUGAAUUAUAUCCUCUGGCUGCAAGAUCUCCUCGAUACCACGGGCGAUGACUACCGGGAUAGCUAUGAUCCCGAUCAAAAAGUCGUGGGACUUGACAUAGGGACAGGAUGUUGCAGCAUCUACCCCUUGUUAGGAUGUUCCAUGCGGCCCCAAUGGAAUUUUGUAGCGACAGACAUUGACAAGGGCAAUAUCGAGUCGUCACAAGCGAACAUUUCGGCAAACGGGCUCGAUUCGCGCAUCACAAUCUACAAGACGGACCCAGAGGAUAAGCUCAUUCCGCUAGGCACGAAGCUCAAGCUUGACAGAAGACUAGACUUCACCAUGUGCAAUCCCCCCUUCUACACUUCUCGAGAUGAGAUGGUAGCGUCAGCAGAAGCCAAGGAGAGGCCGCCUUUCUCGGCAUGCACAGGUGCAGAGGUCGAGAUGGUGACAACAGGUGGAGAAGUCGCGUUCAUCUCCCGAAUGAUCGAAGAGAGUCUCCAGCUGCGCGACAGAGUACGUUGGUACACCUCGAUGUGCGGCAAGUUGAGCAGCAUCUCCGUCUUGGUGGAAAGAUUGAUCGAACACGGCAACAACAACUAUGCCGUGACAGAGUUUGUGCAAGGCAACAAGACCAAACGAUGGGCUUUAGCCUGGUCCUGGACUGAUCGUCGUCCGACAGUGGCCGUAGCCCGAGGUAUCCCUGCAAUCCCAAAGCACCUUCUCCCCUUUCCCUCCGAGUACACCUUCACAACCACCACCGAGUCUAUCGCCGACGUAGCUGCCACAAUCAAUGCAGAACUCGAAGCCCUCUCCGUCCAAUGGGUCUGGCGUAAGGACCUAGCCAUGGGCGUGGGCUUCGCGAUGCAGAAUGUCUGGUCUCGACAGGCCCGCCGCAAGAUGCGCAAUCCAGAAGCAAUGACCGAUCAGGCCCCGAUCGAAGAAAGUAAGGCCGCCCUCGGGUUCAGGGUGCAGGUCAAGAAAGAGGCCAUCGACGAGAAAGGGCUGAAGGUGAUCAUCAGGUGGAUCAAGGGAACAGAUACCGUCCUCUUCGAGAGUUUCUGCGGCAUGCUAAAACGGAAGAUAGACAGCAAGCAACGAUCUGAUACAGCCCCAACACGAUCGGACGAGUAG